Molecule: messenger RNA, 1374 nt
Organism: Scheffersomyces stipitis CBS 6054
Lineage: Eukaryota; Fungi; Ascomycota; Pichiomycetes; Serinales; Debaryomycetaceae
Gene: CPY1
Product: carboxypeptidase C
Exons: 1
Coding region: 1-1374 (457 amino acids)
Biological process (GO): proteolysis
Cellular component (GO): fungal-type vacuole
Molecular function (GO): serine-type carboxypeptidase activity
Source: RefSeq, a predicted model, not a curated record
AUGAUGCUCGAGUUCCCUGAGACCGUUUCCAAGUUGAACUUCAAGGCUCCAGCCAAAAAGUCCUCUAGCAAGUCGCAGUUCGACUACCAUGUAUCUGACGCCAAGCUUCCUAACCACAAGCUUAGAGUCAAAAACACUCCUAAGGACUUGGGCAUUGACUCCGUCAAGCAGUACAGUGGUUACUUGGAUGUUGAGGACGAAGACAAGCACUUCUUCUACUGGUUCUUCGAAUCGAGAAACGACCCCAAGAACGACCCCGUUAUCUUGUGGUUGAACGGUGGUCCAGGAUGUUCGUCUUUGACCGGUUUGUUCUUUGAAUUGGGCCCAGCAUCCAUCGGCGCCGACUUGAAGCCUGUUCACAACCCAUACUCAUGGAACAGUAAUGCCUCGGUAAUCUUCUUGGACCAGCCAGUAAAUGUUGGAUACUCCUACUCUUCUCAGUCUGUUUCCAACACCAUUGCUGCUGGCCAGGACGUGUAUGCCUUCUUGGAAUUAUUCUUCAAGCAGUUCCCAGAAUACAACACUCUUCCUUUCCACAUUGCUGGUGAAUCCUACGCCGGCCAUUACAUCCCAGUGUUCGCCAGUGAGAUCUUGAGCCAUGAGGACCGUUCUUUCAACUUGACCUCGGUGUUGAUCGGAAACGGUUUGACCGACCCUUUGACCCAAUACGAAUACUACGAGCCUAUGGCCUGUGGUGAAGGAGGAGAACCUUCCGUCUUGGAACCAGAAGAAUGCCAAGCCAUGUCCAACGCCAUUCCUAGAUGUUUGUCUUUAAUCAAGUCCUGUUAUGAGUCCGGCUCUUUGUGGUCGUGUGUUCCUGCCACGAUCUACUGUAACAACGGUCAGAUGGGUCCUUACCAAAAGACUGGUAGAAAUGUCUACGACAUCAGAACCAUGUGUGAAGGCUCCAACUUGUGCUACAAAGAUUUGGAAUACAUCGACCAAUACUUGAACCAGCCGGAAGUCAAGGCUAAGCUUGGUGCCGAGGUGGACGAGUAUGAAUCCUGUAACUUCGACAUUAACAGAAACUUCUUGUUGGCCGGUGACUGGAUGAAGCCUUACUACAAGAAUGUCAUUGAAUUAUUGGAAGCUAAGCUCCCAGUGUUGAUUUAUGCCGGUGACAAGGAUUUCAUCUGUAACUGGUUGGGAAACCAAGCCUGGACCAACAGUUUGCCAUGGUCUGGAGCUGCCAAGUUUGCCACAGAAAAAAUCAGAACCUGGACAGUAGGAAAGAAGGCUGCCGGUGAAGUCAAGAACUUUGCCAACUUCACCUUCUUGAGAGUGUUUGGUGGUGGUCACAUGGUGCCAUACGACCAACCAGAGAAUGCUUUGGACAUGGUCAACAGAUGGGUUUCUGGCGACCGCAAGUUCUGA